AUGCUCAAAAAGUCAAUUUUAAGUGAUAGCGAUUUUUAUUUAGUACUUCUAAACUACCGAAACACGCCCCGCGACGGUUUGAGCUCCCCUGCGCAGCUUUUGAUGAGUCGCAGAUUAAGAUGUAAACUACCAGUUCAUCCAGAAUUAUUAAAGCCGCAACCUGUUAACUCAUCUGAACACGACACAAUGUUACUUAAUCAGCAUAAGGCCAAAGUACGGUACGACGUACAUUGUAAGGAAUUACCUCCACUUGACAUAGGAGAUGACGUAGUAUGUGUAGAAGGAAAAGCUAGGACUCGCGCCACUGUGGUGGGUAAAGCCGCGACUCCUAGAUCGUAUAUAGUUCAAAAUAAGAUGGGAGGUAAAUUCCGACGCAAUCGUCGUCAUCUGAUAAAAUGUAUGGUCAGUGACGAGCCGGUGUCCCCGAAUUCCGAGCCGCCGCAGCCAUCAGCUGACUGCGGGGAGGAGUUCAAGGAUGCCUGCGAAGAUGUCGGUCAAUCGGAAACAUGCGAAAACCCGUCUUAUGAUAACGCUCAUAAGGCAGAUAAUCAACAAACACAUGCUUCCGAUGGACCGACAGGCAUAAUGACGCGUAGAAAGGCGAAAUUAUUCGCCGAAAAUCAGUCUAAGAAGUAA
This is a messenger RNA of Cydia splendana, 636 nucleotides long. RefSeq lists its product as uncharacterized. The transcript has a single exon. NCBI's taxonomy places the organism in Eukaryota, Metazoa, Arthropoda, Insecta, Lepidoptera, Tortricidae. The record is from RefSeq and is a predicted model, not a curated record. The coding region runs from base 1 to 636 and encodes 211 amino acids.